CCCGGCAGCGCUAAUGCACCACUAACGCCGCUGACCCACUACCAUCAUCAGCAGCAACACCACCAUCUGCAGCAGCAGCAGCAGCUACAGCAGCAGCUACAGCAACAACAACAGCAACAACAACAACACCACCACAUCUACUCUUAUGUGCUGCCAGCGGCUACACAUAUUGCAGCCUGAGUGGUGCCGUGGUGCAGUGGUGCAGUGGCACGGGGCGACAGGCGUACACUUUGAGUUUGAGCGGAUCCCCCCUCCGCACAGCAUAGAGGAGUGAAGCUCCGCAUGUAACGGAUUCAUGCAAAGGAGGCAAAACUUUAGUUGUAGUAUAUAAAAAAAAAACUUUAAAAAAUGCAAAAAAAAAAAAAAUUAUAAUAUAUAUAUAUAUACAUAUAUAUAUAUAUAUAUAUUAAUUUAUAUGGCAAGCCUAACCCAGUUUAGUGAAAUUUUUGACCGGCCGAUGAAAUGUUGAGCGAAAAUUGUAGGUACCAAAAAACAAAAACAAAAAAUGACAAAACAAAGCUUAACGAGAAAAACAAAAACCAGCAAAGGGAAAUCUUGUAGUAAAAUAUACAUCAAAAAAUAGAUCAGAUUAGAUUGAGAGAACUAAAUCUAGACAGUUGAUAUGCCCCAAUAGAUAUAUUCAUAUGUGUAUUAAUAUAUAUAUUUACAUAUAUAUGUCUAUAAGAGCUGCAAAAGAUUUUUGAAACAUUUUUAACUAUGGUUGUUCCGAUAAUUUCCAUUUAGCCUUUGUUUUCGAACUAAGAUCGAGCCUUUAUUCAUUUUUGUUCAGCUUCAUUAACCCUUUCAUUUCGACCAUAUUCAUGAAAUGGAAUUGAGACAUUGCAAGAAUUUGAUCUGUUAUUUUUCUAAACAACCUUUAUCCAUUCAUUUAAGACAUUUUUAAAGCAGAAUAACAAAGUUAAGGGAAUAACAUAAAGAAGAGAAAACAAAAAUACAUAUAAAAUUGAACAUUAAUAAUAAAAAAGAAAACAUAAGUAUAGCUUAACCGAAUGUGCCCUUUAAAUAGCUCUCUUUCUAGAAUUAUUAAAAGACAAACAAAAAGUUAAAGAAUUACGAAAAAAAAAACCAAAAACAAAAACAUCUGUAUAUGUGUGUAUAUGCAUUAAAGUAAUAUCUUGUAUCUAGUAAUACAAUUUUGAAAUGUUAUUUAAAGAUAAUGAAAGCUAAUGAAAACAAAAACAAAAAACAAAAACAAAAAACCCACACAUAAAAUAUUUAACAACGAGAACUAGUCGAUGUCAUCAAAAGUAAAAUCUAUAUUGAGAAAAACUGAACGCUGGUUUCGAAAUUUAUUUGUUAUAAAAACGUACAUUUAAAUUGUGAAUUCGACACGGCAUUAAGCUUGAAAUGCGCUGUUAAGACUCUCGUAAUACAUACAAACAUACAUACAUGCAUAUAUAAAUAUAUAUAUAUUUUAACUAACUAACCAGUUAGGGGAACCAGGAACUGUAGCUGGAACUGGCAUUACAGCUGGUAUAAUUAGAUUCAGACACUCUCGACACACUUUCCGCCCAAAAAAAAUAACACAAGCAAAAAAUGAAGAAACUGAAAUUUCUGCAAAAGCUCUCUCUUAACCGCAUAAAGACUAGAAAAUUGAUAAGCUUGUAUUGUUGAUAAUCCAACAAACAAAAACAUUCCUAACUCGAUUUCAGAAAAAUGCUAGAACAAUCAACACACACAUUUCUUGCUAAAAAAAAACCAAAACAAAAACCAACGAACCAGAGACAGCGGGGUAACUACAGGCAGAAACAAAGGCAACAACAACCCAACAACCAACACAAACAACUUUUGAUUACGGGAACGACAAGCGGUCGUACUUUUCGAUUGCAAAAUCAGUAACAUAUCAUCUUACGUAGCAGCAGUAGCAGCAAUUAUGGAACUACUUACAUCUAUUGUAACUAAAUGAAGCAACUACAAGUACACUUAUGCUAAAGCAAUGUUAUAGUUAAAAGCUAAAACAACUAUUAGGCAACCAUCAAGAACACCAACAACAACAACAACAACAACAACAAAACAAACAACCAAACGAAAAGGCAAGACAUAGGCUUUUAAGUAGCUAAUUACAAAAACGGCAAACUCUACAAUUUGAAAGAAAGAAAAGAAACAAGACAUUCAUCAUCUGAAUUGGCAGCCGUUGCAGUUUAUCAGCAUUGUUUAAAUUAUAGGCAUACACGUUUAUUAUUUAAAAUUUACACUUUAAAUUAAAUUUUAUAUUUACCAAAGUUGUCCUUACUAAAUAACAUAAACCCGAAUUACGUUAACCAUUCCCCACAUUUGUUAAACAAACCAACAGCAAAAUAAUAUAAUAAUUAUAAAUAAAUAACAAUAUAACUCUAUUUAAUUUACUUAGUUAAGCUUAAAACAACUAGACAUACCAAAGGCAUAUUUGAAACAUUUGUUAAAGCAAAAAAAAAAAAGAUAACAAAAAAAUAUACGAAAAAUAUGUUGUAGCAAUUAUUGGUAAUGGAUUUCCAGCGCAUAUUUAUAAAAAUAAUAAUAAUAAUAAUAAUGUUGAAUGUUGAAUUUUCUACUUCUCAUUUUGUCUACUUUCAACAAUUGAUUUCAUAUAUGUAAAAUUUCAAUUGACUUUAGUCAAAUGUAAAAGCAUACUCCGUCCAAUUACAUUUCUUGCUUACUCUUGCCUAUCAUUAUUAUCAUCAUCAUCAUCACCAUCAGCAUCAUUAGCAUUGUCAUCAUCAUCAUAAUAAUGAUCAUUACAUUCGGGCGUGUUGGUACAUCAUCUGUUUGAAAAUACAUGCUAUACAUAACCAAAAUCUAUUCAUAGGUCUGUAAAGAAACCGACACAUAUAAACCAAUUCCCUACUAUACACACACACACACACACACCCUUAGGAAGAUCUAGCUAUAAGUGAACAAGAUUAAUUAUAUUAAUACUAAUGCAUAUCAUAAAAUUGCGCCUUUAACGAAAUUAAAGAACAAAAACAAAACAAAAACCAACAAAAUUAAUUAUGAAGCAAAAUAUUUACAACUACAAAUAAGCGUAUAAAUAGAUAAUUAAUUAAACUAAAAAUAAAAAAAGGUUACCAAAAAAAGAAAAACAAAAGGGAAUAGAAGCUAUGCCUAAUACAAAUAUUUUCGAAAUUAAUUUUAAAUGUUAAGGAAUAAGAAAACUUUUCAGGCUUGACGCCUCGAAGUAUGCAAGCAUUUUAGCAAAGAAAAGCAAUGGAAGCGCGUUCUUAUUGACUUGUCUAAGACGCUGCGCGUGUGUGCGUGUGUGUGCGUGUGGCAACCAACACGCCUGCGUCUGAUUAAAAGAAACAUCAAAGCAAAACAUGUUCACGUCUAGUAUAGAUCAUCGACAACUUCUCAUGUAUCUAUAACCAAAAAGAAUAGAAAAACAAAUGUUAAAGACAAAAGCAGUUGCAAAAUUAGCUGCCUUUAGGCUCUUAUUUCAAGACACUCUCCUAACUACAUUCUCAUCAGAAAAAAAAAAAAAAAUACAUAAAUAAUUAAUAAAAAACAAAAUUGAGUAAAACAGUUUGGAAAGUGUGUAUAAAACACUUUUAAACUGGAAUAUCUAAUGCAUCAUGAAAUUAGUUUGUAAAUGUAAAACUAAAACUAAACUAAACAAUAUGAAUUAUGGGAACAUUAUAUGAAUAUAUAAAUACAUUUUUGAAACAAAUAAACAAAAAAUUAUAUAUAUAUAUAUAUAUAUAAAACUACACGCAACUACAACGGAUACAUAUCAGCAAGAUGAAAGAUUUACCAGAUAGAUGCGAAGUAAAAUAAACAAAAAAAAAAAAAAAAACGUUUACAACAAAUUGAUAAGCGAUAUGUUUUGAUGUGGUUUUUAAACAUUUUUUGACAAUGUAAGCGUAAAAAGGCAAAGCAGUUACCAAAAAAAAAAAAUAAGUAAAUAGAACGAGAACUAAAAAAA
Molecule: messenger RNA, 3919 nt
Organism: Drosophila montana
Lineage: Eukaryota; Metazoa; Arthropoda; Insecta; Diptera; Drosophilidae
Product: putative transmembrane protein DDB_G0277665
Exons: 1
Source: RefSeq, a predicted model, not a curated record